UCCCCUCUCUCACAUAUGCCCAUCGCACGCACGAGAAAGCCAAGGAAAAAACCUCAUCUUCCACACUCCCACGCCGGCCGACCAGUCCGUCGCCGUCAGCAUUCUUUCCCUUACGCUCGUUGUCUUCCACCACACAGCACCACCAGCCACCGCUUACCUCAGUCGACGCUGUCGCCGCUGUUUCGCCAUCCGUAACCGCCGGGAGCUGCCGCCCAGACGUUUGCGCUGUCGUCCGCCGCGGCGCCGCCGCCGCUGUGUAGUGAUCGUGAAAAGAAGGCAGUGGAUUUUGGGGCUUACUUGUCCAGCGUUAGUGCCUUGAAUCUUGAUUUCGAAGGAUUUUUGGCACGAAGGCCGGCACGUAUCAAGGACUACCAGCGAGUUUACGGUUUAGGUUGUAAUUUCAAUAUCCGGGAGAUUCCAUGGAUUCUACUGAAGCUGCUAACGUUCAGGAGAAGUUAGUAUCCAUGCUUGACCAGCUCUAUUUAGAAAGUGGCAUUCUACAAAAAAUGAUUUAUAAGAACAAGAACCAGCACCGUCGCAGUUCCUAUUUUCGAUAUCUUUUGCAGGUAAGGAGAGAUUUAAGACUUUUACAGGCUGCCAAGUUGGAGGAGUUGGUAAGUUCCUGCUUUCAAGUUAUCGAUGGAAAGAAACCUAAGCAAAAGAUUCAUUUUUUAGAAAGUUUGAAACGGAGGAAAUCUGAAGUUGGGAAAUAUAAUUUCAUGGAACGGCUUCUGGGGGCUGCACGCCUCCUGUCACAGAUGGUGGAGCCAAUUUUUAAGGCAGCAACUGAGAUAUCUAUCUUGCUUGCUCGAACAUUUUUCACAGGGUUUUGCUUUGUAAUUUUGGCAUUACUGGCACGUAUUCGGGUAUUAGUUCAACAAAUAUUGCUCGAUGUUGUUUCAGUAUUCAACACAGUUUCGUCUAUCUCCAAAAAGAAGCAAGUAGUUACAAUAAACCAGGAAGGAAUUCAGGUCUUUAGAGAGUUUUACCCAACAAAUGAUGAAUUUGUCCUCUUAGAGUGUGUUUGGGAAAAAGACAAAUUUAUUUUGCAAGAGAAAGAACAAGAAGUUGCAACUAAGAAUCAGGAAGAACAUGUCGGGCCAAAUGUUUCUUUGGCUGCAUCAGCUGUGCGGUAUCAGAAACUUAAAUCUUUUCUUGAAGAUGAUGAAUCUGAGCAGGCAGAUGCAGAUCAAAGUAAUGAGAAAGGUCUUGAUCUAAUGAAAAUGAGUAAGCACGAUUUGCUGGGAAGCCCUCGUGGAAGAGUUAAUGAUAUUCCUGUCGAAGAUGGUUCGAUCGGUCCCGUGGAGACCUCGAGCAAGACAUUCUUGCCCCAAGAAGAUAGUUCUCUUGUAAAUUCAAGCCCUUCCAUGGUUGGUACAAAAAAACUGAACUGGAAGAGGCCAGCAUUUGUUUCAGUAAAACAUCCCAAACCGAUUAUAUCUAGUGCAGUUGGGUUUCAAUUCAAUGAAACUAAAGCUGAUAUUGUAGAAAAGGAGGAUCCAUUUUUCACUCUGCUUACUGGUGGGAAAGCCAAAAGCAGUCUAUUUUAAUCAGUAGAACGAAUUUUUGCAAGCAGUUAUAUUCUUUAAAAAUGCACUAUGCCAUUGUUUAUGAAAAAGCAUUCAAUAGUGUUUAUUAAUAAAUUUUUUAGAGCAAUGCUGUAAAA
Benincasa hispida (wax gourd) is the source of this 1666-nucleotide messenger RNA. RefSeq lists its product as uncharacterized. Lineage: Eukaryota; Viridiplantae; Streptophyta; Magnoliopsida; Cucurbitales; Cucurbitaceae. The record is from RefSeq and is a predicted model, not a curated record.